UUUCCCCGUCCGUUGCAACUCGCCAGCCAGCCAGCCAUCAUCCAUUGAACCCCUCCCUCUCCUCUCCUCUCCUCGCCGAAUCCACCCCGGCGCUCGCUGUCCGAGAUCCCCACCAAUUCGGCACGCCGCACGUGUGCACGUAUAACAACACAUCGGGUCGACCGAUCAAUGGCUCUGCUCAAGGCCGCGCGCGUCGCCGACGUCCCCAGCCUCGACGUCGUCGUGCCGGACCACCUCGCCGCCGCCGCGCGGGUCCUCGACGCGGAGUCGGCGGCGGCGAUGAAGAGGCAGCAGCGCGGCGCGGGCCGGCGGUUCGCGGUGAUCGGGCACCGCGGCAAGGGGAUGAACGCGCUGGCGUCGCCGGACCGGCGGCUGCAGGAGGUGAAGGAGAACUCGAUCCGGUCGUUCAACGAGGCGGCGCGCUUCGCCGUCGACUACGUCGAGUUCGACGUCCAGGUCACCAAGGACGUCUGCCCAGUCAUCUUCCAUGACAACUUCAUCGUUACUGAAGAACAUGGCAAAAUUUCAGAGAAGCGUGUCACUGAUCUUCAGUUGGAAGAUUUCCUCCAGUAUGGCCCACAAAACAAGCAAGGGAAGAAUGGGAAGCCUUUGCUGCGGAAAAUGAAGGACGGUCGGGUAUUGAAUUGGAACGUCCAGUCAGAUGAUCCUCUUUGCACCCUUCAAGAAGCAUUCGAGAAGGUCAAUCCAAGAUUGGGCUUCAAUGUCGAGCUGAAAUUCGAUGACAAUCUCGUGUACCAAGAUGAGGAGCUCACUCACAUCCUCCAGGCCAUCCUCAAGGUGGUCUUCGAGUGUGCCAAGGAUAGGCCUAUCAUUUUCUCUAGCUUCCAGCCCGAUGCUGCGCAGCUCAUGCGAAAACUGCAGAGCACAUACCCUGUGUACUUCUUGACGAAUGGAGGGACGGAAGUCUAUGCCGACGUGAGGAGGAACUCGUUGGAAGAGGCGGUCAAGCUGUGCCUUGCCAGCGGCAUGCAAGGGAUCGUGUCCGAGGCCCGCGCGGUUUUCAGGUUCCCGACAGCUAUACCCAAGAUCAAGGAGGCCGACCUCUCCCUGCUAACUUACGGGACACUCAAUAACGUGCCGGAGGCGGUGUACAUGCAGCACCUGAUGGGUGUGAACGGGGUCAUCGUCGACCUCGUGCCGGAGAUCACUGGCGCUGUCUCCGAUCUCAUCGCCGUCCCGGAGACCGAUGUGGAGAUCAAUGAUCUGAGCGGCCAGGUGGCAAAAGAUGCCGCGUCGACACCGAAUUUCACGCAGCGGGAGAUCUCGUUCCUGCUGAGGCUCAUGCCCGAGCUUGUGCAAUAACACAGAUUGCACACCAUUAACUCAUGGCUUUGGAUGUAACUGAUUGUUUGGCAUACAGGACAGGAGGAGCCCCUUGUGGAAGGAAGUACAGGUUUACAUACUGGGUUGGUGUGAUGUCCUUCGGUGAGCCCUGGUACUGGGAGAAUUGGGGAUUGAUAUGAUAUGUUGUAGUGUGGGUGGCGAAAUUUUUGGAUAUACAUGUUGUAGUGAAUGUCACCGUCACAAUGGGCCGUGUUACUAAACUAAUACAUGAUCCUGAGUCUGGUAACCAGCAUUUUCGAUCAA
This is a messenger RNA of Triticum aestivum (bread wheat), 1608 nucleotides long. RefSeq names its product glycerophosphodiester phosphodiesterase GDPD1, chloroplastic. The coding region runs from base 169 to 1323 and encodes 384 amino acids. The transcript has 8 exons. The record is from RefSeq and is a predicted model, not a curated record. Gene Ontology annotation, biological process: glycerophospholipid catabolic process. Lineage: Eukaryota; Viridiplantae; Streptophyta; Magnoliopsida; Poales; Poaceae. Gene Ontology annotation, molecular function: phosphoric diester hydrolase activity.